Alternaria triticimaculans is the source of this 780-nucleotide messenger RNA. RefSeq lists its product as uncharacterized. The transcript has a single exon. The record is from RefSeq and is a predicted model, not a curated record. Bases 1 to 780 code for a protein of 259 amino acids. Lineage: Eukaryota; Fungi; Ascomycota; Dothideomycetes; Pleosporales; Pleosporaceae.
AUGAGGAAGUUAAAGCACCUCUGCAUGGACAUCCAAGACAUUGAGCUCGAGGCCUUCUACCAAAGAGACGACAGCGCAGAAGAUUGGGAGAGUGACGGAGCGUAUCUGGAACGCUGCUUCCUGGAGAGUGUAUGGAAUUACGAAGCCCUAGUUCUGUGGGGAUCGCUCAGCGAAUCUUACAUCAAAUGGGAACCGAACGAGGAACAAGGCUUCGAAGAUGCCAUUAUUUCUCUGAUCGGAGGACGACCUAGAGGAAAAGAUACUCCCACGAAUGAGAGAAAUCGCAAGUAUAAUAUACAGUCUCUGUUCGGAGUCCCAGGGCCAGAAAUCGGAGUGCCGAAAGCUGUGUAUCUGGAGAACGUGGAGAAAAGCAGUGGGCCCAUCACUACUUUUAGUCCUGGGCGCGGAGGAGAACCCUCGCCGAACGAAAAGAGCAAGGUCUGGUUCCGUCGCGCGAUUGAAGUAGCGAGGAAGAGGGGCAGGGAUCUGCAUACGCUUACGAAUCGCACCAAGCCGCGCCAUCAGAUUCAGUUCCCUGAGGCGCCUGACAAGUAUGAUCUCAAAACUGGUCCGUGGGGCGAGAGACCAGCAGAUUGGGUUUUCAAUGUGUAUACGGGUCGUAGGGAGCCCAAAGGCUGUGGCAAAUGUGGGAACUGCGAUGUUUGUUUUGGGUAUUACAGCAAGGAAAUGUGGGAUGGGCUGGAGAAGGAGCCGAGAAGAGUAAAGUAUGAUGGGAAAGAUGAGAACCAGACCAACGAUCAGGAUCGAAUGAGAAAUUGA